Cavia porcellus (domestic guinea pig) is the source of this 6643-nucleotide messenger RNA. RefSeq names its product 3'(2'), 5'-bisphosphate nucleotidase 2 (gene Bpnt2). NCBI's taxonomy places the organism in Eukaryota, Metazoa, Chordata, Mammalia, Rodentia, Caviidae. Gene Ontology annotation, cellular component: endomembrane system. Gene Ontology annotation, biological process: skeletal system development; phosphatidylinositol phosphate biosynthetic process. The transcript is spliced from 5 exons. Bases 1 to 1068 code for a protein of 355 amino acids. The record is from RefSeq and is a predicted model, not a curated record. Gene Ontology annotation, molecular function: 3'-nucleotidase activity.
AUGGCGCCAAUGGGCAUCCGCUUGUCCCCGCUGGGGGUGGCCGUGUUCUGCCUGCUGGGGCUCGGCGUGCUCUACCACCUCUACUCGGGCUUCCUAGCCGGCCGCUUCAGCCUCUUCGGCUUGGGCGGCGACGAGGCGGGGCCCGCGGCUUCGGCCGACGGGGGCACCGUGGACCUGCGCGAGAUGCUGGCCGUGUCAGUGCUGGCGGCCGUCCGCGGCGGCGACGAGGUGAGGCGCGUCCGAGAGAGCAACGUGCUCCACGAGAAGUCCAAGGGGAAGACUCGAGAGGGGGCGGACGACAAGAUGACCAGCGGCGACGUGCUGUCCAACCGGAAGAUGUUUUACCUGCUCAAGACGGCUUUCCCCAGCGUCCAGAUAAAUACUGAAGAACAUGUGGAUGCAACUGAUAAGGAGGUUAUAUCAUGGGAUCAUAAGAUUCCUGAGGAUAUCCUGAAGGAAAUCACUACCUCUAAAGAGGUCCCAGCGGAAAGUGUUACCGUCUGGAUUGAUCCGCUUGAUGCUACACAGGAAUAUACAGAGGAUCUUCGACAGUAUGUUACAACAAUGGUGUGUGUGGCUGUAAAUGGUAAACCUGUGCUUGGAGUUAUACAUAAGCCGUUUUCUGAAUAUACAGCUUGGGCAAUGGUUGGUGGUGGUUCAAAUGUGAAACCCCGCUCUUCUUACAAUGAGAAGACUCCAAGGAUCAUUGUGUCUCGCUCCCAUUCAGGGAUGGUCAAACAGGUUGCUCUUCAGACCUUUGGAAACCAGACUACAAUCAUCCCGGCUGGUGGUGCUGGUUAUAAAGUUCUAGCACUCUUGGAUGUGCUUGAUAAGAGCCAAGAAAAAGCUGAUCUGUAUAUCCAUGUGACAUACAUUAAAAAGUGGGAUAUAUGUGCUGGAAAUGCCAUCUUAAAAGCCCUUGGGGGACAUAUGACCACGUUGAGCGGCGAAGAAAUCACUUACACUGGGUCAGAUGGCAUUGAAGGUGGACUCCUUGCUAGUAUCAGAAUGAAUCACCAGGCUUUGGUCAGAAAACUCCCAGAUCUAGAAAAGACAGGACCUAAAUAAGCAUUCCAGAUCUGGAAUGGUGAGCCCGAAAUGCUGGAAGCUCAAAGGACUGGGAGAGACUAUCAAGGCCAUCUCAGACUUUUUAAAGUAUUUAUGAAGCAUCAGAGACUUUGUUUUCCCUGUGGUAGGAUGCACGAUAGGGAAAAUGGGUUGCUUCAUGUCUCAAUUAUUGUCUUUAUUUUUGAGACUAUUUUCGUACCGUUGUCAUACAUGAAGCACAUAUAUAUAUUUGUGAAUUAAAAUCUGUAGCUGAGUCUACACUGUUAUAUGAGUCACCAUUUUCACACAUCAUGAAUCUUCACUAUUUGUUAAUAUUUUCAUAUAGAACUGAGUUGAAAGAAGGAUUGAUUUUUGUGUAGAUAUUUAAUUUUAUAGUUAUAUCUCAUUGAAAAUAACGUAUUUGGAGAUUUUUACUCCUAAUUCAGAUAGAAAGCACAAGAAGCCACAUAUUCAUUAAAAUGCAACAAAUGCUGUGUUCAUAUGAAUAUAUGAAUAUUUAUAUGGCUUAAACUAGAAAAGUUUAAAUUGGUUUUUUGUUUUUUUGAAAUUUUAGUAAUAGGCACCAGCUAGUAGGAAAUAUAGACAGUUGGUAGUUUACAUUGUAUUUGUCAUUUUCCUGAUGGGUGUGGUGUUUUGUUUGUAUAUUUUUUUAAAAAAAAACGUGUGUACUCGUAGAUUUGACAUUUUUGCCAUUGUGCUGUUGAUUUUCAUUUUACUUGUGGAAGAUGCAUGGUUCCACCCUUUCACUCCUGGCCAGCGUUUAACCCUGAGCUCAUGUGAUCUGGUUUUAGGUUGCUGGGUUAGCACUUAAGGCUUUGGUAAUUUUUCUUACCAUGGAUAUAAUACGGUGUAAGGCACUGUAAGACAAAAAAUGAUUCUAUUAUAAUUGAAAAUUACUUGACAUAACAUGGUUUGAAUUAGUUUUUAUUACUUUCAGGAACUUUGUUUUACUAAGUUUUAAAAGAUUUGCCAAGUUUGUAUGUAGAAAUUCUCUCAGUAACGGGAAUGAGUAUGUUGCUUUUGCCAUGGUUGCUUUCGCUGUUCAUAAUUAUAUCUCACCUAAACAAACUCAGAGUAGUGAGUAGAGACAGUCCGUAGUUUCCCAUCGAUUAUAAGAAUAAAAAUGAAAGUUUUUCUCUGUUUUUUUUUUUUCCCUUUUUGUGGUGCUGGGUGUAGAACCCCAGAAAUCAAUGUUGUAGGUAACUGCUUACCACUGAAGUGUAUACACAGUCCCAGUUACUUUCUGAUGAAAGUUCAGUCUGUAAAUUAAGUCAGCAGAAAACGGUUGAAAAGUUAUGAUGUAUUCAUUGUGUUUCCAUAACUCCAACCUUUUUUAUGGGCUUUCAUUGGAACCUGUGGCAUUUCUCAGUGUGAUAUCUAGAAACUUCAUAUAAACAAACAGUACUCUUCUUUCAUGUGGCUUUAAUGCCGUUGCAUUCUCUGUCAGCGAUAAAUAGAGGAGUUUCUCAUGGUUUCUUUUUCUUUUAAAAAUUUUUUAUCCCUAAAACAGCUAUUUAUUUUCUAUCUUUGAAGUAAAAUUGAACAAAGAAUGUACAAACUAGCCUGGUAGAAAUGCACACUUUAGGUUUACAUGUUCACAGUCUAAGGGCUGUGACUCCUCAUGUGUGAAUUGAAUCUGUAUGCCCAAAUGUUUCCGUUCGGUUUCUAGCACCUGGUCACACAAAUGCAUUAAGUAGGCUCUUAUUCAGUGGGAUUUCAUUUAAAGUUCUAGUAGUUGAAACACUUGAUAUUUAAAAAAAAGAUUUGGGAAUUGAAAAAGAAUAUCAGAGACUUCAUUGUUUUGCUUCAGAAUCCUUUUUCUCAGGAAGGAAGACAAAGACAUAUACUGUUACCAAAAUCCUAUAGUAUAAGCAUUUGUUUUAAUUGAAAAAGGGAAAUGGAACUGACAAAUAAGAAGUGGAAUUUGUUAGAAUUUAAAAAUAUGAGGAUAUUUUAUGAUUAAUGGAAACAUCACUUUGAUACUAGAAAGCAUGACAGUUUUAAUUGGACUUUUAAGAAAGUAUUCUUUCUAUCUCAGAUCAGCUGUGGCCUCUGAAGAGUUAAUAUCAAUAGUUUUCAUAUCUGAACAUGUAAAGGAUGUGUAUUUUAUGCAAAAAUCCAGAUACUGGCUGAGUUAAAUACAUUAUUUUUAUAAUUUGGGGGUGUAGUCUAGUUACCAAUUAUUUGUAAGUAAUUUUAUAGGAAGUUCAUUUUUAAAACUUUAUUUCUAAGAGCCAUUAUACAUUAUAAGGGACAGUAUUUAUAUUUAUUUAUAUGAGACAUGAUUGUGCCACAGCAGCAGUAACACCUUCGUAAGCGAGGCGUUUGCUGUCUCCUAGAAUCACAUAGUUAUUUUUAAAACAGAAGAACGUGUACAGUUUGCUUGUAAUCAACCCCCCCCCCUUCCUGGUCUUACUUUUCCCUUUGGCUUUAUUCAGAGGGUAUUUUUCACUGAAAGCAUGUUUUACAUACCACAGUGCAGACAGUGGCAGCAGUCCCCGCAGCCACCCUCACCUCCUCUCAUCCCUUGCUGCCUCCCGCCUUGCGUCUUGUGGCUCUUGCACAGCCACUGUGCUCCCCACCACCCCCACCACACAGGCACAAACACACACAUACACCCUGACCAUUCACUCCUAAAUUCUUGUAUGUCGUCGUUUUCCCUCAAGAUUGGCUGUUGAAAUCUUUCAAGAGAGCUGAGGCUGUGAUGAAUCCUGAUGGACGCUGAAUUAGCCAGUGUUUUUCAGAGACUCAAUAGAAAGUAAAGGAAAAUCUCCUGUAAAAUCACAAAUAGUCUCAUCCAAUACCAAAUCUACACAAAGAAUUUCUUCCUGCCCAUUUCUCAAGAAUGUAAGCAUAGAGAGUAUAAAGGAGUUGGAUAGAUCAGUCUGCUUGAGGAAACUUUUUUCUGUUUGGUUCUCCUCCCUUUAUUUUCCAUGUCAGUUGAGUUUACAAGGCCCACAGGAUCUUCAUAGUUGUCCUCGAAGUGUGUUUGUCCCUGCCACCACCACCCCCGGUUAGAGUUUCUGUCUUGAUUUUAAAUCAGAAAUACACAGAUCUGUUGUUUAUGAUGUAUCAUGAAAUUAGAAAGUGUUUUGUGUUAUAUGUUUUAAGCCCCAGUUGUGCAGAGUGUAUCUAUUUGUUGGGUGUCCCUUUGAAUGUUUUGCUAAUAUUGUCAGAGGGGUUAGUCCAGGGGCUACCCCUGAGAAGAGGGGCGAAGGGAGAUGGAGGAGUUCAAGGAAAGAACAGUUGAAGGAGGAUUCAAAACAAGUGUCUGGCUGACCCCUAGGAUCAACAGCUCAGCCCCUUUCUCAGAUGCUAAAUUCAGAUUUGGAUUUCACUUGGGCGGUGAAAGGUGACAGCUACCUCUGGUGACCCAAGCGUAAGUAAAGAAGACAGUGUGCCACUGUAGACAAGAUUCAGCUUUUCUUUCUAGAGCACCACAUUGGUGGCCUUCUUCCAGAGACAGUGUGACGGUUCAAGCAGAAAUGUUUUGAUGAUUUUAGCUGCAACACCUAAUUGAGGCUGUGUGACAAUUACUUCGAGAUAGGAACAGUGAUUUUUCAUUUUAGAUCUUGGUGGAAUUUAAAUUGUAUUAAAUGCCUACAGAAAGUGUGUCUUGUGACUGUUGUGUAAAAUAAACCUAGUUUAUGAUUCAAUUUUUAUCCAAAAAAAGUUGUGCCUUACUAAUAGGGCAUUGUAUGUUAAUAAGGGAAAACAAAACCUUUUUUUAAUAGAGUGAGGAAAAAUAGAAACUUUGACCAUUAAUAUUUAAGUUCUGUGUUUUUAAUAUUAAAGUUGAGUAAACUUCAUUAAAAUUAAAAUUGAUAUGAAAUUAUUUUUGCAUAAUCUAGCAUUUACAACUAAGGUACAUUUUUAUAAGAACUGGCAUCUUGGUGUAUAUAGGUCUGAAAUGAUACUUCAUCUUUUGAUUUUAAUUUAAAUUAAUGUAAGAGUAGGAUAGAUAACAUUUUUAUGAAUUUUAUUUUUAAGUAAACCAUUUCAGUGUGCUAAUAUAUCUAUUCUAGUCCCUUAGAGUCAUUUUGAUUAAAAAAUAGCUCUUUAUUCAUGAUAACGUCAAAUGUUUAUUAAUGUUAAAUAAUACAGUAUGUUAUAUGAUGAAACAGUUCCUAAGGAGGAGAGGUUGUAAUUCUUACCAGCUAUUAUUGAGAGGGGAAGAGUCAAAUUCUGUACUUAGCAGGAUUCUUGGUUUUAUGAGGUGCUGGUUAUAUAAUUUAUUUUCACUUCAUCAAAGCCUGGCAGGUCUGUGCAUUCCAGUUUACCAUAUGUAAAGCUCCUUUUUAAAAUUUUGAGUUGAUUAAUGGUGAAUUUUGUGAAGUGACUUAGUUGUUUUACUUUGAGAUAACACAAGCCACACUUUUAAGAAUGAUGAUGAAUAAUAUUAUAUGAUACUGUUACAUAUUGUGUUUAUAGGGUUCCCUAAAGUAUUAUAGAUAAAUGUAAUUUGUGUAAACUACAGAAGCAGAAACUGAUAUUUGAUUGGUAGUAUGUUCCAUUACAUUUCUUUUUGAGGUGUAAUACACAAAUUUCUAUUGAAGAAUGAUUUUCUCUUCUGUAUUUUUUUAAAUAGGGAAACUGAGUUAUUGAGAGCAGUUCAGUUGAAAGAGAUUUUAUGUCUCCUCAAAUGAUCUCAUCUGGCCUUCUCGAUCGCUUGUGUAGUGUUAAGAAUGUUUAUGGACUUUUAAUUUGUGUAUUCCCUCCCCCAGCAGUAGGUAAUACUUCUUUAGUCUAACAAAAAGUCGUGUUCUGCCGUGAUGAACAGUAACAUUGCCAGGGCUAAUUUUGCCCUGGGACAGUGUUAACUUGAAUAGCUAUAGUACGUGUGUAUGUACAUGGGGAUUGGAUUUAUGCUGAAAAUACGUAUUUCCUGUCUGCGUCUGUCUCUUCAGCUUUGUGUUUUGUCAUCCUCACUCAUUUCUUAAAUUGGAUCAACAAUAUUGAGAAAUUUUAGAUUCUCAGUAUUUGUGAGAGUUGUACUGUGAGUGUGCUGUCCCCUUUCACACUUUUAAAGCCAUGGAAGAGCUGUACUGUUUCCUUUAUCAAGAUGGUUUGCCACCACUUUUUUAUGUUGGGAACUGCUUAAUCCACACCUUCAAAUUUAGAGGGCUCUGAGUUCCCGUCCAUGGCUUUAGUCCCUUUAUUUCCUUUUGUAUCUCACUUAACAGCACCAUUUUAAUAUGUAUUGUUACUGAGUCAUAAACUUGAGAGAUUGCACCUUGGUGAUUUUUAUGAUUUCACUUCAGUCCCAACACCAAACCCAUGUCUUGUACAAAUUAGGUGCUUAGUGUGGAAUUAAAUUGACCCAAAGGUUACUGCUUAGUGUUUCCAUGUUUCCCACUUCGUUAUGAGCUGGGUGGUUGGUUGUUCCUUUUGCAAAUAUUUGUGAUUAUCACCCCCUCACAAGUAUUUUUAAAAAUUUUUGCUUUUCCUUCAGAUACUAUGCUAUAAUAAACUAGAAAAUGUGAUUGCUUCUAAGGACAAAAUUAUCCCAAAUUCUGCCCUGGAUAUACUUUGCCAAAUAAAAUUUGAAUUAUCUGAAUAAAUUGCUCAUGUCUGA